AUUCUUCCUUAACUUUGGACUUUCUCAAUUAUUAUUAUUUAACAUUUUUUACUUAAUUAUUAUUUAUGUUUAAUUAUUAUAUUAAAAUUUUAAUGAUUAAAAUACGAUAUAUAAAAAUUGUAAAAAUGUGUAAGUGAAAUGUUUAGUGUAAGGAAUGUUAUAAAUUGGAAUUAUUUGAAAACUUCUAAAUUAUACAUAUCAAAUGUGAAGGUGUUUAGAAUUAAGGGUUUACCCUUUGAGAAGGUUAAGGCUCCAAAGACUGAGUGGUACAAACGCGCUGAAUCUGAGUUCCUCUCCGAAAGAGCUCAGAUUCCAACUGGUUACGUUGGCAGGUGGAACGAAUUAGACUUGGCAAAUCUUGACGAAAGGGUUAGGAAAAUCCUGAGUUUAAGAUGUGCCAGUGGCAGGGAAAUUAGAAGGGCAAGGACAUUCAUGAUUAUGAAACAUUUACAAAAGGAACCAUUUGAUACUGGAUCGCUAAGUGUACAAUGUACUGCCUUGCUGUCAGAUCCUUCUGCUUCCUACACUAUAGGAUGUGUGAGUGAGAAGAUUUUAAAUUUGAGGAGUCAUUUGAUACGGCACCCUCGGGACAAUAGUAGAAAAAGGGCAAUGUCAAUCCUCCUUAGCCGAAGACAUAAACUCAUGAAAAAGUUAUAUCAACAAGAUUUCAAGCUUUAUCAACACACCUGUGAAUUCCUCAAACUCAAAUGUGUGUUAUUCUCAACUCCAGAUUCAAGAAAUCGCUCCAAAGCUGUAAGUCUGAUUGGUGUGGAUGGAGAUAGAUGCAAGUUCUUAAUCCGACAGAAGCUUUGGUGGGGAAGAUUUAGACCCAGACCUAUUAAACUACCAUCUGGGAAAAAAAUCGCAUAUACGAGACAUCCAAUUACACAAACGCCAACCGAUCAUAAUUUGCCAAAAAGUAGUUCCGACGUGAUAAGUGCGAAAUGGCCUUAUGGAGUGGAUAAGAAAAGAGUAGUUGGGAAAUAUGUAAUACAUAAUCCAACAGCUUGUGGCACAGGUUAUAUUCCUGUCCCAAUUCUUUAUUAA
Molecule: messenger RNA, 1047 nt
Organism: Theileria parva strain Muguga
Lineage: Eukaryota; Apicomplexa; Aconoidasida; Piroplasmida; Theileriidae
Product: Ribosomal protein S15 family protein
Exons: 6
Coding region: 139-1047 (302 amino acids)
Biological process (GO): translation
Cellular component (GO): ribosome
Molecular function (GO): structural constituent of ribosome
Source: RefSeq, a predicted model, not a curated record